AUGGAACAGUUGGACCUCGAUCAGAUUCUGUUUGGGCUAGACACCUUCAUAACACAGUGUAUAGAUGGAUCGUUGCAACUGGAAGGUGCUCUUUUGGAGUCUGCUGAAGUUUUACUUGACCAGUUGUUCGUCAAGUUGAGAGACCCUUCAACAAGAUCGAAUCACCUAAUUACACUGAAUUUGGCCAAGUUUGUACAAGCUGCGUCGUAUCUAAUAUCCAGUUCAGAAGCUCACGGUGCUUUGGCGGUGAGAUUGCUGAAAGUGCUGGCAAAUGCCGUGGCUGACGAAGAUCACAAUAGGGCAGUUGUUGUUGGCGACGAACGCUUUCUGAAGACUUUGGAGGCUCAUAUCAGAGAUAACUUUGAUUACGAAGAUCUGAACAACCUGAUAUUUGUACUGAUGAAGAACUUGAUUGUUGAUUCUCCAGGUAUCGCGCAACAAUUGGCGUUCAUGACUGAUGCCAUUAUGACGAAUGUUCUAUACGAUAAGUCCUAUUUUGGAAUAUCUGUGCUUGCAGAGCUGAUUCCAUACAAGAAGUUCACACCAGAGACGAGGAAAGUUCUUCAGUUCGAGUCCCUUAUCAUCUCUGUUAUCUCUUCGAGGAACAAAUAUGACGAGGAUGAAUUCACAGAACAGUUGAUCGAUCUUUCCUCUAUAUUGGAGUCACUAACUAGCGAUUUGUCGUUGGAUUUCAAAGACGAAUACUAUGAGAAACAGGUGCAGUUGAAUCUAUUCAGCAUCGAGGAAGCAUUAUAUCCUCUGGAGUUUCCUAAUAAGCUGAGAGUUCAGAGAGUGGUACUUUCAUGUUCUGGUAACGUCUCGGCAAACCCCACAACCAACAACGCCGUUAUGCUAUCGUACCUCUUAAAAGGUAUACAUUCUGACGACGAAACAAAUGGUUACAAGAUAUCAAUGGCAUUCACCAUCAUUGGUAAUUACAUCACUUCGAGUUCUAAGAAAAUGGAAAUCUUGGAUAAAGACCCGCAAAUCAUUUCCCAAGCAUUGAAGAAAUACAACUAUUUGGUGGACCCUGUCCAAUUCCAAGGUCUACUACACCUUUUGAAGGGUCUUGUAUCGUUUGACACUGUAUCCCAGCUAUUCCAAGCGGACUCUGUCAACGAGUUUACCUCAUUAGUCGAGGCAACUGUGAGAAACUCCCGUUACUAUACGAACUUCACUGACUUACUCUUGAAAUUCCUGAAGAAGACGUUAGUACUGCUGGGCAAGUCCCAAGUUGAAGCACUGCUCAAGACAAACAUCAUAGAGUCCCUACUCUCAGCUGAUUCCACCUAUGACUACGACAUAGUCUUCCUGCUGCUGCUGAACAAGAUCUCCAUCCAUGGGUUCCCCCUGGCUGUCUAUGGACCACAACUGCUGGAUCGGGUGUUCAAGUUUCCCAGCGCAAAUGUCCCAGAUAUAUACAUCUUCGAGAUGACAAAGACUCUGGGUGUACUACUACAGCAUAACGGCCAAUUCAUGCUAGAUAACUACACCGAUUCGAUACUCCACUUCAUAGAGCAAUGUCCAUCUACAAAGGGAGAAGCAGCCCCACAAGUGGCAUACAUGGUUGAAAACAACGUCAAGUACAUCUGCCACUCUCUAAUUGAGCUCAACAAGACCUAUCCAGUGGCUCAAGACUUGUUGAAUAGAGCACAGCUCAUACUCCCAUCCCAAUCACAUAGUUAG
Williopsis jadinii is the source of this 1686-nucleotide messenger RNA. RefSeq names its product Bem4p (gene BEM4). Lineage: Eukaryota; Fungi; Ascomycota; Saccharomycetes; Phaffomycetales; Wickerhamomycetaceae. The transcript has a single exon. The coding region runs from base 1 to 1686 and encodes 561 amino acids. The record is from RefSeq and is a predicted model, not a curated record.